CUUGGCAUCUCUUGUCAGAUCCUACCUCCCACUUGCCUCAUCCAACGGCUCACAUACUCUCUCGUCUCUCAUAUAUAUCCGUUCAUUUCUCUUCUCUUUCAUUUGUAACAGAGACACAAACCUAAAAAGAGAAAAACACAGAGAAAUUUAUCAUGAACGUCUUGGAUUCUCCUCUUGAAGCUUUAGCUUUUGAUUAUGCGAGCUUUGGAAUCUUUACGGUUGUUAAUAAUCUAUGGACGUGGGUCGCUCUUAUCACCGCCGCUAUUAGCUUCUGGAGGAUUAGAACUUCCGGUGCCGGCGGCGUUGUCUCCUCCUCGUCGCUCAAAUCGGAACCACUGUCUUCGGUCAAUUGCAUUGAUUGCCAUGGCAAUAAGUCUCGGACGGUUAUUGAAAAAUCGGCAAUCAAGUCAGUUAUAGAGCCAUCAAAACAACCGGUGCCAGCAGCAGCAACAUCAAAACGAUUAAAACCGGCUUCAGCAAGGCCGUCAGUUUUUGAAAAUGACGGAGUUAUCAAAGCGAAGUUUGUCGUAUAUUACGAAGAUGAUAGAGAAGGUGAAGGUAACGGUGACUGUGAGGAGUACUCAACGGUGGUUGGAGAGUGGGAAAACGGAAGUGGUUAUGGAGAGUGGAGGGAGAGUUGGGAGAAAGUGUUGAGAAUAAGAAUGGGAGACAUGGACUGGUACAGGUACCAGGAUUUGACGGCGAUAAACGGCAAUGUAGUUAGGUUAUGGGAUGGCUUUAGAAGAAAAAGUACAGCUCAGGCUGUGUUGUUUUGGUAAUUGGUAGGUGGAUUAGGGCGAUGAACAUGAUUGAAGCUUUUUCUUAAUUAGUUUGUGGAUUAAAUUAAGUUCCUAAAAAUGUAAAUAUAUUGUUGUUGUUAAAGAAAACUUUCCAAAGAUAUUGCCUUUUUUA
Messenger RNA from Jatropha curcas, 912 nucleotides. RefSeq lists its product as uncharacterized. Lineage: Eukaryota; Viridiplantae; Streptophyta; Magnoliopsida; Malpighiales; Euphorbiaceae. The record is from RefSeq and is a predicted model, not a curated record.